Messenger RNA from Cucurbita moschata (crookneck pumpkin), 1655 nucleotides. Its product is annotated as cytochrome P450 87A3-like. Gene Ontology annotation, biological process: sterol metabolic process. Gene Ontology annotation, molecular function: iron ion binding; heme binding; monooxygenase activity. The record is from RefSeq and is a predicted model, not a curated record. Lineage: Eukaryota; Viridiplantae; Streptophyta; Magnoliopsida; Cucurbitales; Cucurbitaceae. Bases 22 to 1431 code for a protein of 469 amino acids. The transcript is spliced from 8 exons.
UUUCAGUUUGCAGCAACCAAAAUGUGGGUUCUUUUGAUAGGAACUAUUGUUGUUUUGAGCUUUACACACUGGCUUUACCGUUGGAGAAACCCCAAAUGUAAUGGGAAACUCCCACCAGGUUCAAUGGGGUUCCCUCUGCUUGGUGAAACCUUCCAGUUCUUCGCUCCCAAUACCUCCUCUGAUGUCCCUCCUUUCAUCAGAAACAGAGUGGAUAGGUACGGACCAAUCUUCAGAACAAGUUUGGUGGGAAGACCGCUGAUUGUCUCAACCGACCCCGACUUCAAUCACUUCAUCUUUCAACAAGAGGGUCACUUGUUCCAGAGCUGGUAUCCAUCUACCUUCACCCAGAUAUUUGGAAGGCAAAAUGUUGGUUCAUUGCACGGUUUCAUGUAUAAGUUCCUGAAGAACAUGGUUCUUCAUCUUGUUGGCCCUGAAAAUCUGAGGAAGAUGAUAUCUGAAGUGGAGGCUGUAGCUACCACAAGAUUGACACAAUGGUCAUCUCUUGAAUCGGUUGAAUUGAAGGAUGAGACUGCAAGUAUGAUUUUUAAUCUGACUGCAAAGAAGCUGAUUAGUUAUGAUUCAGAAAAUUCUGAAGAGAAUUUGAGAGACAACUUCGUUGCAUUCAUACAGGGCUUGAUUUCCUUCCCUCUAAAUGUUUUUGGAACAGCUUAUAACAAAUGUUUACAGGGCAGGAAAAGAGCGAUGAGGAUGCUGAAAAACAUGCUACAAGAAAGGCGUGCAAAUCCAAGGAAAGAGCAAACAGAUUUUUUUGAUUAUGUUCUUGAAGAACUGGCGAAGGAUGGAACUCUUCUCACCGAGGAGAUUGCUUUGGACCUCAUGUUUGUGCUGCUUUUUGCGAGCUUCGAAACUACUUCACUUGCUAUUACUGCAGCCAUUAAAUUCCUCCUCAACAAUCCUCAUGUGCUGGAGGAGCUGACGUGUGAACAUGAGGGGAUAUUGAAGGCAAGGGAGAAUCCAGAUUGUGGGCUUACAUGGGAUGAAUACAAAUCCAUGACAUUCACAUUUCAGUUCAUCAAUGAAACUGUGAGACUGGCAAAUAUAGUUCCGGGAAUCUUUCGAAAAGCACUGAGAGACAUCCAGUUUAAGGGAUAUACCAUUCCAGCUGGGUGGUCAGUUAUGGUCUGCCCUCCUGCCGUGCACUUGAAUCCUGAAAAAUAUGUUGAUCCCCUCGCUUUUAAUCCAUGGCGGUGGGAGAAAUCCGAAUUGAAUGGAGCAUCUAAACAUUUCAUGGCAUUUGGUGGGGGCAUGAGGUUAUGUGUUGGUACAGAUUUUACCAAACUUCAAAUGGCUGUGUUUCUCCACUGCCUGGUUACAAAGUACACGUUCAAAGCAAUCAAGGGAGGCAAUAUCGUCCGAACGCCCGGUUUACAGUUUCCCGACGGUUUACACGUUCAAAUCAUGGAGAAAUGACAAAAAUAAAAGCCUUGAUGAAGAAGAUGAACAGAAGUAGCAAACAAAAAUGUCCAAACCAAAUAAACUGCCCAAUAUAGUAGUUCCACAGACAAAUUACCAAUCUAUAAUCUUCAACAACAUAAUAUUUAGUGUUAUCUUUCAUUUUCUUUCUUCUUUUAUGUUUGGCUUUGAUAGUGUACAGUCAUAGAAAGGCAAAGAAAAAUGAAAUCUACCCAUAACUA